AUGAACAAUGUGUGUGUGCGUGUGUGUGAUGUAUGGGGGCGGCCUGCAGGGGGCGAACAGGAGCAGCUGGACCCUGAACAUCCUGCUGACUCGAGGAAGAAGACGGUGGCUGUUUGUUUGAUCAUCUGUUCAUUUACCUUUCUUAACCGUUAAAACCCAACUCAGUCUCCAUGGCAACAGGUCGGGGUUUGGAGGUGUAUUUGGACCUCCUGUCGCAGCCCUGUCGGGCGGUGCACAUCCUGCUCAACUGCACCAAAAUCCCGCACAGAGUCCGGACCGUGGCUCUGAGGAGAGGAGAGCACAGGACUCCGGACUUCACCAAGCUGAAUCCCAUGCAGAAGGUUCCUGUCAUGGUGGACAACGGCUUCGUCCUCACAGAGAGUGACGCCAUCUUGAAGUACCUGGCCACCGUGUACGACGUCCCGGAGCACUGGUAUCCACGGCAACCGGAGAGACGAGCCCGAGUUGAUGAAUACACAGCCUGGCAUCACAGCAACACACGGCCACACACUGCUAAAGUCUUUAUACUGGAGGUGCUCCUUCCAGCUCAGUCGGGCUCUCAGGUGGACGAGGAGCGUUUGAUUCGUGCUCUGUCUCAGCUCGAUGACACACUGGACAAACUGGAGUCCAUGUUUCUUCGCCGACAGCCUUUCCUCUGUGGUGAUGACAUCACUGUGGCCGACCUGCUCGCUGUCUGUGAGCUCAUGCAGCCGGUGGGCGGAGGCAGGGACGUCCUGCAGGACCGUCCUCAGCUGCAGAGGUGGAGGAGCAGAGUCGAGUCAGCCAUCGGCGACGCCUUCGAGCGAGCUCACGCUGUUCUGUUCGCCCUGAGAGACCGCCGCAAAGCCAGGCUGUGACAUCAUCACAGGCCCAGCCCACAGGAGUGAUGUCAUGCGGCCAGACAGAAGAAGGAGCCCAUCAUCUUCAUCAUAGUAUAUAAAUCUCUAAACUGGUCCCAUCAGUCUUCGAACACAUGAUGAUGACGACAGGCGUGUUUGGGGGUUGGUCUCCGGCCUCCUGUGGAGUUUCCUCUGUUUUAUUCAACUUCAUAUCAAUAAUCUGAACUUUAAUAAGAUUCAGAAAUCAAAGCAAGAACCAGCUGCUGUUUGGAAUCACUGUUAUUGAUCUGAUUGAUUGAUUGAUUGAUUGAUCGAUUGAUUGACAGACUCUCUGGUCCAUAAAGAAAUGUGGAGGACCAUAGUUUGGUUUGAGGCUGAUCUUCUGCCGUCCAGCUGAGACCUGUCCUAAGUCCUGACUGUCCGCACACUGUCUCUGAAUUGAAGGAACCUUCAGAGUGAUAAAUGAAGCCACAUAUCUGAACUUUCCAACAGCACUUAAACACAACAUAGGCAGAGCAGUGACGGUUUAAUAAUAACCUGAUUUAAAGCAGUGGAAUGAUGAAAAUAAAGAGAUUUUAUUUUUACAUUUAUUACUUUUUUCAUUUCCUCCUGACCGAGCUGUUGAUCAUUUUCACUGUCGUCAUGAAAACAAC
Messenger RNA from Toxotes jaculatrix (banded archerfish), 1492 nucleotides. It is a transcript of the gene gstt2, whose product is annotated as glutathione S-transferase theta 2. The coding region runs from base 171 to 857 and encodes 228 amino acids. Lineage: Eukaryota; Metazoa; Chordata; Actinopteri; Toxotidae. Gene Ontology annotation, cellular component: cytoplasm. Gene Ontology annotation, molecular function: glutathione transferase activity. The transcript is spliced from 5 exons. The record is from RefSeq and is a predicted model, not a curated record. Gene Ontology annotation, biological process: glutathione metabolic process.